UAUGUUUUUGUGUUGAUCGCACGCAUGUGUUAACAAUGUGUUACGGAUUGUCAAAAACGUAUACUGCAAUAAUGAAGAUUUUGUUCAUAAUUAUCUUCACGGUCACAUUAUCGAAUGCGGAUAAAAGAUGCAAAGGAAUUUACUUCAGAGAUCAAUAUUACAAUUUGCAUUUAAUCAAAGAAGGCAUCAAUAAACUAGAUAAUCUAAUACUUAAUAGGAAUGACGAUAUUUUGUAUUUUACAUUUGAAGAGUUAAUUACACCACCAAAUAGACUGGUCGGUUAUAUUAAUAUGGAUACGAAAGAAACAAAAGUAAUCGAUGGCAUUAAAAAUGCCACGUCUAUUGCAAUUGAUCAGAGAUUAAAUAAAAUCUACGUUGGCAGUCAAAAUGGACUCUACAAAAUAAAUGAAAUGAAAAAAGUGGAAAGAUUGCCUAUACAAGAUCAUAUAAUAAAUUUACAUUUCAAAGAAGUUUUGUAUUUUACAAACAUAAAUGGUGAUUCAUUUAUAUUCGAAGACGGCUUCGGUGUAAUCGUUCAAGAACUACAGGGUGUUAAAAUAAAAGAAUUAAUAGUCGAUAAUGAUAAUAAUAUGUUUUUUGUUAAAAAUAAUACUUUAUUCAGAAUUAAAUUGGGAACAAAAGCAAUAAAUAUACAUGAGAAAAUAUACGUAGAUGUAAUUAGUACGGAUAUUCAUACGAAAGCUUACAUUUGUAGUAAAACUGGUGUUUACGUGUACAAUAAAUAUAAAUUUGCAUUAGACAGAGUUUCUGAUAUGAAUUUCUUAAAAGGUUUGACGUUUAAUAAAGCCAAUGAACCGAUUUAUGCUGCGAAAGAUUUGAUUAUCAAACUCAGUGAGAAUCAGAUACCUUGUUUUGAAGAUUGAUACAAAAAUGUAGAUUAAAUAUAUAAGUGAAGAAAAUAUAAAUUGUUUAAAGAUUGCGGCAUUAUUAUAGGCUUUUUAAGAACGGGUAACACUGACUACUUGUCUUUACGUUUUAAAAAUGAGACAGCGCACAAAACUUUGGAUAGAUAAUCGCACAACGGUUGUGCGAUUGUCGAGUGUUUCGUUGCCUUCAACUGUUUAGUUGCACAACUAACAAUCGACUA
Papilio polytes (common Mormon) is the source of this 1108-nucleotide messenger RNA. RefSeq lists its product as uncharacterized. The record is from RefSeq and is a predicted model, not a curated record. Lineage: Eukaryota; Metazoa; Arthropoda; Insecta; Lepidoptera; Papilionidae. The transcript is spliced from 2 exons. The coding region runs from base 36 to 884 and encodes 282 amino acids.